CGAAGAAGCACAAAGAACGCAGCAAUGGACAACUUCUUCGCCGGCGAGAUCGCGACGGAGCUCGUCAAGGAGCUCAUCAAGGUCAUCCGGCAUGCUUAUCUCUGCCGUCCCUCUGCCGAGCAGCUCAAGCGCUCCGUCGAUGCCCUCCUUCCCAUCGUCAACGAGAUACGAUACUCCGGCGUGGAGCUCCCCCAAGCACGCCAGAACCAGCUUUCAGACCUCGCUGAGAAACUCCGCCUUGGCCUGGAGCUUGCACGCAAGGCCGCCGACUCACCGCGCUGGAACGUCUACCGCUCUAUCCAGCUCUCUCGCCGCAUGGAGCGUGUUGAUCGGUGGAUCUCGAAGUGGGUUGAUCGGCAGAUGCCGGCUCAUGUGCUUGCUGAUGUGCAUCAUCUUCGUGUGGACUCGUUGGCGAGGUUGGAUCGGAUUGAGAGGAAGAUUGAUGAAGGGAGUGCGAUGGGGAGGAGGAUGGUGGUGGAGAUGAUGGAGGGAUUGGAGUUGGGUGGAGGGGAGGAGGUGGUGGGCGUGGGGAUUAAGGUUGGGAGGGAGAGAGUGAAGGAGAUGCUGAUCAAUGGCGACGAUGCGCGCGUGGUUGUUGGGAUUUGCGGGAUGGCGGGCAGUGGAAAGACUACUUUGGCGAAGGAGCUCUGCAAGGAUCCUCAGAUUCGAAAUCACUUUAGUGGUGGAAUUUUGUUCGAGACGGUAUCUCAAUCUCCGAAUUUAGAGAACUUGAAAUUCAAGCUGUGGGAAAAGAUCACUGGGAAUAUUGUUCGUGGGGCUUAUGAUGAGAUUCCUCAAUGGCAGAUAGUGUUGCAGCCAAGACUGAAAGCUCCGGUUCUCGUUGUAUUGGACGAUGUAUGGACUCCAUCUGAGCUUGAAGAGCUUAUUUUUAAAGUGCCUGGAUGCAAGACACUUGUUGUAUCAAGGUUCAAAUUCCCUACAAUAUUCACUGACACUUAUGAAAUGGAAUUGCUAGGAGAAGAAGAGGCCUUAUCCCUUUUCUGUUCUUCAGCUUUCGACCAGCAGUCAAUUCCGCCAACUGCUGAUAAAAAGUUGGUGAAACAGGUUGUUGAAGAAUGUAAAGGCCUUCCUCUAGCUUUAAAAGUGAUUGGAGCUUCACUCCGUGGGCAGCCCCCAAAGAUUUGGGCAAGUGCAAAGAAUAGACUAUCUCGAGGAGAAGCCAUAUCCGACUCCCACGAGAAUAAAUUACUUGAAAGGAUGGAGUUAAGCAUUCAGUGUCUUUCACACAAGGUCAAGGAGUGUUUUCUUGAUCUGGGUUCCUUUCCAGAAGACAAGAAGAUUCCUCUUGAUGUACUAAUUAACAUAUGGAUGGAGAUCCAUGAUCUUGAAGAAGUAGAUGCCUAUGCUAUCUUAGUCGAACUCUCCAAUAAAAACCUACUUACCCUGGUGAAAGAUGCACAGAGCAGAGCUGGAGACAUCUAUAGCAGUUACAAUGAGCUUUCUGUCACUCAGCAUGAUGUUUUGAGGGACCUGGUUCUUCACAUUAGCAGUCGGGAGUCUUUGAACAGUCGAAAAAGAUUGAACAUGCCAAGGAAAGAAGACAGACUUCCAAAGGAUUGGGAAAGGAACAAUGAUCAACAGUUUGAUGCACAGAUUGUUUCAAUUCAUACAGGUGAAAUGAAAGAAUGUGAUUGGUUCAACAUGCACUUUCCAAAGGCUGAAGUUCUUAUUCUAAACUUCUCCUCAUCCGAAUAUUUCCUGCCUCCGUUUAUCAAGACAAUGCCAAAGCUGAAAGUUCUAGUGUUGAUCAACUAUGGACUCUCGAGCACAAAGCUUCACAAUCUUACCGUAUUUGAAUCCAUAAAUAACUUGACAAGCGUUUGGUUCGAGAAGAUAACCAUCCCUCCUCUGCCAAGAACCACAAUUCCCUUGCAAAACUUAAUGAAAGUCUCUCUAGUCCUAUGUGAGCUCAAGAACAGCCUCCAAGGUUCGACUGUCCUUCUGCCACUGACAUUUCCGUGCAUCUCCAACCUCACAAUCGAUCACUGCAUUGAUUUAACCGAUCUUCCAUCCAGCAUUUGCGAACUCAAUUCUCUUAAGAGCCUCAGCAUAUCAAACUGCCAUGAUUUAGAAGAGUUGCCUCAUGAGCUCGGAAAACUAAAUUCACUUCAUAUUCUUCGUAUAUACGCAUGCCCGGGUUUGAAGAAGCUCCCGCAAUCACUCUGCAAGCUGAAAAGCUUGCAGUAUCUUGAUAUCUCUCAGUGUUUUAACCUCGAAGGCCUCCCCGAAGAAUUCGGUUACUUGACAAACUUGGAAAAGAUUGAUAUGAGGGAAUGCCCACAAGUGAGCAGUGUACCGAAAUCAUCGAUGUUGUUGAAGUCUCUGGGGAAUGUAAUAUGUGAUGAAGAGAUAUCAUUGUUAUGGAAAGAAGCAGAGAGGGAGAUUCCAGAGCUGCGUGUUCAAGUUGUAGAAGAAUGUUUCAAUUUAGAUUGGCUUGUAGAGUGAAGUGAAAUAAGAGAUUUCUCAUUGAAAUGCUUGUUCACUUGUAUGUUUGGAAUAACUACUGUGAAUAUGUUUUUAAUGCUAGUUCUAAUGGGCCAAAUUAGAACUUUAGGUUUUCA
Messenger RNA from Dioscorea cayenensis subsp. rotundata (Guinea yam), 2582 nucleotides. Its product is annotated as putative disease resistance protein At5g47280. Gene Ontology annotation, biological process: defense response to fungus. NCBI's taxonomy places the organism in Eukaryota, Viridiplantae, Streptophyta, Magnoliopsida, Dioscoreales, Dioscoreaceae. The coding region runs from base 25 to 2466 and encodes 813 amino acids. The transcript has 5 exons. Gene Ontology annotation, molecular function: ADP binding. The record is from RefSeq and is a predicted model, not a curated record.